This is a messenger RNA of Trypanosoma grayi, 417 nucleotides long. RefSeq lists its product as hypothetical. NCBI's taxonomy places the organism in Eukaryota, Euglenozoa, Kinetoplastea, Trypanosomatida, Trypanosomatidae. The record is from RefSeq and is a predicted model, not a curated record. The coding region runs from base 1 to 417 and encodes 138 amino acids. The transcript has a single exon.
AUGAAAACGAUUCCUUCCCCAGACGGCAUGGCCGUGAACUCUCUGAAACGAGGCACCCUGGCCGACGUAGCAGUAGCUUUUCUUGAAACACAAUCUUUAUCCCCAUAUCCUGGCAGAGUGAAAAAAAAACACGUGGAACGGCUGAAAUUCCAUCGAAGGACUGUCCUUUACCUUUUUUUACAAAGCUGGGGCAAACAACAAAACGAAGCAGACAACAUUGUCGAUGUGGAGUUGGUGCAGAAAUGGGCCGCGUUGCCAUUGAAGGCACCUGGAACCGAAGGGAAAGCUACAAAAAUCAUUUCUAAGGGUAUAACAUUACGUAGAAGAGGUGUUCUACUCAUGUUGCAUCGCAUGAAAAAGAGAACGUUUGGUAUUGUAAUCCUUUGGCGCGGAGAUGUUUUCAGUCAGACGGAAUAA